AUGGAUUCUCUCCGCGUUUGCGCUCUGUGCGUCGUGUUCAUCGCCGUCGCCAAGGCUUUUACGCACCAGGAUAUGAAGGACGCGCUGCUCCAGAAACUGGGUCUGGACGAGAUUCCCAACAUUGUCAAGAGGGAUUUGGAGAAUCUAAUUAUUCCGUCUCACAUCAAGAGCAAAUACACGUCCAUGCUGAAGCUGCAUCACAGCAGAAAGCGCAGAUCGUUGCCAAGUCUGGCAGGCAUUCUGAGAGGCAUUCCUGGCAAUGCAGAUAUCUCCGGGGAGUACGUAUAUUCUGACACUGCGCGUCAACGCAUGGUGUUCGAGAUGGACGCGCGGAUCCCGGCCAACAGCGAGGUCACCAUGGCCGAGCUCAAGCUCUACAAGAAGGCCCCCCACCACGCACGCCCCGCCGGGGGGGACAGGAAAGCCCACCGGCCCGUCAACAACGCCCGGGUCAGCGUCUACUGGGUGGACGUGUUGCCCAACGGCGCCAACCGCACGUCUCUGGUCGACUCACGGUUGAUCCCAAUCCACGAGACGGGCUGGAAGAGCUUUGAUGUGACCCAGGCGGUGCACUAUUGGUCCAAGGCCCAGAGGAAAACACCUAUGCACCUGGAGGUGUGGAUCGAGGGCGAGAGACCCGGCAGUUACGCGGCAGAAAUGGCCAAGAGUGUCCACUUUACCACCCAGGAGCAGGCCGGCAACACCCUGGGCAAGCCGGAGCUCAUCCUGUACACACUCAACCUCGAAGAAUAUGGUUCUCGUGGCGACUGCGAUUCCAAUCAAAACAAAGACACGUGCUGCAGGGAACAGCACUUUGUAAAUUUCCGCGCGCUGACCUGGACGCAGUAUUGGAUCAUAGAGCCCGCGGGCUACCAGGCGUUCAGGUGCACGGGAGGCUGCAAGCAGCCCCGCCGCAACUACAACGGCUACAGCUACGGGGAGAGGCGCUGCACCGUGGCGGAGAGCGCGCCCCUGCCCAUCAUGUACCUGGUGAAGAAGGGCGAGUACACGGAGAUCGAGGUUGCCGAGUUCCCCAACAUGAUCGUGGAGCGGUGCGCCUGCACCAUGGACAAUGUGUCCAUGGUGUGAUGAUGAUCGGCGGUGGUGGUGGUGGUGAUCGAUGAGGAUAGUAACCAAACCAAAGAUAGUACUUUUCUAUUUAAAUUGGGAUGAAGUGAUUGGGAAGGGGGAUUUGGGGACGCGCCAGCUCGGCUACUGCUGCUGCAACGAACUGGCCAAGCACGU
Gadus chalcogrammus (walleye pollock) is the source of this 1245-nucleotide messenger RNA. Its product is annotated as left-right determination factor 2-like. Bases 1 to 1089 code for a protein of 362 amino acids. The record is from RefSeq and is a predicted model, not a curated record. The transcript has 4 exons. Gene Ontology annotation, biological process: BMP signaling pathway; SMAD protein signal transduction. Gene Ontology annotation, cellular component: extracellular region. Gene Ontology annotation, molecular function: transforming growth factor beta receptor binding; growth factor activity; cytokine activity. Lineage: Eukaryota; Metazoa; Chordata; Actinopteri; Gadiformes; Gadidae.